GUGGCGCGCGCGCGGAGCUGGGGGCGACACACGCAGAAGUUGCGGGGCGCAUGACGGCGGCGCGGGACGGGCCGGGACUCUUCCGCCAGCGCCGGGACUAUCCCCGCGGGCAGAUCGGAAGGUCCUUGAGGAACCAGAUGAGCUCAGAGAGAUCUUGGUGAAGAUUAGAAGCUCUUGCAGCACUGUCACUGGACACGGUCCAGUAGCUGUGUGCCUCCAGCUGUCAUCACUGCGGACUUGGAAGAGAAAGAAGAGAAGAAAAAUGUCCAACGCCUUAAAACAAGUGUUCAAUAAGGACAGAACCUUUCGGCCCAAGCGCAAGUUUGAGCCCGGGACUCAGCGGUUUGAGCUGCACAAGAGAGCUCAAGCCUCUCUCAAUGCGGGGCUGGACUUGAAGCUAGCGGUCCAGCUGCCGUCUGGUGAGGAGCAGAAUGACUGGGUAGCAGUUCAUGUGGUGGACUUCUUCAACCGCAUCAAUCUGAUCUAUGGCACCAUCAGUGACUAUUGCACGGAGCAGUCCUGCCCCGUCAUGUCUGGUGGACCCAAGUACGAGUACAGAUGGCAGGAUGAGCACAAGUACCGGAAACCCACCGCCCUGUCUGCACCCCAGUACAUGAACCUCUUGAUGGACUGGAUUGAGGUGCAGAUCAACAAUGAGGACAUCUUCCCCACCAAUGUUGGUACUCCUUUCCCCAAGAACUUCCUUCAGGUGGUAAAGAAGAUUCUCUCCAGGCUCUUCCGGGUUUUUGUCCACGUUUACAUCCACCACUUUGACAGGAUCACCCAGAUGGGGUCAGAAGCCCACGUGAACACCUGCUACAAGCACUUUUACUAUUUUGUGAAAGAAUUCAACCUAAUAGACACCAAGGAGUUGGAACCACUGAAGGAAAUGACUUCACGGAUGUGCCACUGAGAUCCAGACCUUCCUGCCCUCACCUAGUCACUUCCAGGACUACAGAAGCCCAUGAUUGCAACAGAGAUGCUCUUCGAGGCAGUCCAGAGACAUUUCGUUAAAAUAUAUUUUUAAUGAGUUUUCAAUGUAAAAUGGAGAUUGCAGGAAUAUUUUUAAAGAUGUUCUAGAUAACUAGUUUUCUACAGUAAUUUCUAUAACUUUGCUACUAAAUGGAAAUAUUCUCAUUCUCAAUCAACUUUGAGGCGGGAAGAAGGCUUUGUGAUACAGCCACCUCACACUUCAUCUCCCCUGCCAGGUUGUGGAGGUGGUACUCACUAGACUUCUUCAGUUGCUUCAAGUGCUUUUUUUUUAAGUGUUGAAAGCCUGGACUGGCUUUCAACAGAGCCAGGACAUGGAGUUGGUCUCCAGAUUGCUGUGGUGCCUUCCACUGAAUGUGCUUUGUAUACUGAAGCCCCAACUGUAUGGGGAUCAUCUGGAGCCUGGUUCGUGUAUGCUCCUGUGCACAGGUUCUGUAGGGCAUUCGGGAUGCUCGACUUUUAGCCUUUUCUCAUCUAGAGAAUCCAUUGUACGUGCAGGCUUAGCAUGUU
Molecule: messenger RNA, 1500 nt
Organism: Gavialis gangeticus (Gharial)
Lineage: Eukaryota; Metazoa; Chordata; Crocodylia; Gavialidae
Gene: MOB3A
Product: MOB kinase activator 3A
Exons: 4
Coding region: 263-913 (216 amino acids)
Biological process (GO): signal transduction; positive regulation of protein phosphorylation
Cellular component (GO): cytoplasm; nucleus
Molecular function (GO): protein kinase activator activity
Source: RefSeq, a predicted model, not a curated record